AUUUCCUCUCUCUCAUUCUGUCGCUCUCUCUCUGCGGCCUCCUUUCAACUGAAACAAGCGGUAGCUGGAAGCAGGGGCAGCGCAGCGGCGGUGGAAGUGAGCAUUCGAAGCAGCAGCGGCAGGCGAACACAUUCUUGGGAGGAACCCCUCUUUAUCGACGAAGGCACUAUCUUUGUUGAGGUCAUUUCUUCUCUAUUUUUGACAUGACGAAAUUUCGGAAGCUUGGCCGUCCCACCGGCCAUCGUAUGUCGAUGCUCAGGACGAUGGUGUCACAGUUGGUGAAGCACGAGCGUAUUGAAACUACGGUUGCAAAGGCCAAGGAAAUCCGGGGACUUGCUGAUAACAUGGUUCAGCUUGGGAAAGAGGGUUCUUUGGCUGCAGCAAGGCGGGCUGCUGCUUUUGUACGAGGUGACGAUAUCAUUCACAAACUAUUUACGGAGCUAGCCUAUCGCUACAAAGAUAGAGCAGGUGGAUAUACAAGAUUACUUCGAACUCGCAUACGAGUUGGCGAUGCUGCACCUAUGGCCUAUAUUGAGUUCGUUGACAGAGAGAAUGAACUUCGGCAGGCUAAGCCAGGAACUCCUCAACCACCGGCAAGAGUGCCCUUGGAUCCUUGGACAAGGUCUCGCCUUAGCCAGCAGUUUGCACCACCGAAAGAGGAUAAGAACACUUCUGAACCUGAAAUUUAAAGUAGAUCUCCGUCUGAAUCCUACAAGGUUUUUACUCUCCUUUUUGGGAUUUUGGGGGGAGGGGGUUAGAACCAACAAGUGUUCUUUCCUAUAUUUUUUUAAUCAGUGAGGGUACAUUUGGUUGCGCAUAAAAUGGGGAAAGUGAAGUUGAAUUAAUUUUUCCGAGGGAAAUGCACAUUUUAAUGCUUUUGUUGGAAAUUAAAGUUUGGUCAGCCAUAGCAACCCACAGGGUUUCCAAAGAUAUUGUUGUCGAAUUAUCAUUCAAAAUAUGGCUACAUGUCAAAUUUCAUUAGGAUAAGUUGGAUUUAAGACAA
Molecule: messenger RNA, 1003 nt
Organism: Macadamia integrifolia
Lineage: Eukaryota; Viridiplantae; Streptophyta; Magnoliopsida; Proteales; Proteaceae
Product: 50S ribosomal protein L17-like
Exons: 7
Coding region: 204-689 (161 amino acids)
Biological process (GO): translation
Cellular component (GO): large ribosomal subunit; ribosome
Molecular function (GO): structural constituent of ribosome
Source: RefSeq, a predicted model, not a curated record